Messenger RNA from Coffea arabica (coffee), 1058 nucleotides. NCBI's taxonomy places the organism in Eukaryota, Viridiplantae, Streptophyta, Magnoliopsida, Gentianales, Rubiaceae. The record is from RefSeq and is a predicted model, not a curated record.
CUCAAUUUGCUGUAUCAUGUGGUAACUUUUUGCUACAUUUGUACUGCUAUUCGUGCUCUCUCUCUCUCUCUCUCUCUCUCGUUUUUGUUUUGUUUUGUUUUAACUCUUCAACAUUGGCCUCCAAGUCAGCCUGCGACUGGUUUCUCUGUGGGACUCCAUGAGACGGUUAAAUUUGUUGCUCCUCCUGAGGAGGGGUUUGUGGAGCUUCCGCUUACAUCUUCUCUUGAAGAGGCAACAACUGAAUUAGCUUAUGGACCCUUACACAACUGGUGUAGGCUGACAUUUGUAAAUUGUGUUGAGGAGGCAUGAUUUUUCCAGCUUGCAUAGAAAGUAUAGUAAUAUUUGGACAUUGAAAACAGAUUUCUGGCAAGACAGGCCCUCAAUGAACUUGCCUAUGGUAAGUUCCUCUCACAAACCGAGGCCUCACCCUGUAGCGUAUAACGAAAUGGGCGUUUCUCCAAAUUCCAUGAGGUUAUCGACAUCAUGCAGGUUUCAAGAUCACCAAGUAAACUAUUCACAAGUGCGUGUCACUCCUGCCGUGUCUGUAAACCAGCCAAAUGGGUAUAGAUCCAAUUAUGACAACAAUGAUUAUGAGCAUUCUAAUGGAUAUAGAUCACAUUAUGACAGCAACAAUUAUGAUUACAGUCGAAGAGUGUUUGGGGCAGCAUUGGAUAAUAUUAAUCGCUCUAGGUUGGGCCGAUAUGAUACACGUGAUUCUACCAGUUAUUAUGCCUCGUAUUGAUUUAUAAGUUAGGUGGAUACCAACUAUAACUUUUCAGGUAUGAAGCAACGUUGCAGAUGUGAUAAUUCGGGUAGCAAAGUAGAAGGUUGUAUAUGUAUAGCUCAUGUUUAUGGUUUUAGCAUUUGUGUGUAUCUGCAUCUAUGGUGUUUGUGUUUUAGCUUUUGCACUUAUGAAACCUGAAUUUCUUGGAACUUUAUGUUGUUGUAGCAACGAGGUCAUUUCUAUGUUUGUAAUCUGAAAUUAGAGAUCCUAGUAGUGAUAAUCAGUUGUAAUCAUUCAAUGGAUGACUUAUUCUCUUCUGUUUUAUUCUUUUUUA